Cryphonectria parasitica EP155 is the source of this 907-nucleotide messenger RNA. RefSeq lists its product as uncharacterized. Lineage: Eukaryota; Fungi; Ascomycota; Sordariomycetes; Diaporthales; Cryphonectriaceae. The record is from RefSeq and is a predicted model, not a curated record. The transcript is spliced from 2 exons. Bases 506 to 907 code for a protein of 133 amino acids.
GUGAAUGUUGCUUGAGGUAAGAGUCAAUGCAGUAGGUCUCCUAGUUCCUGCCUUCUGGCCAGUUUAUGAGGGCCAAGCAUUUCACAAGGUUUGUUUAGAUCUGCUUACCCUUGCCCUUCCCUCUCUCCCUUUCCGUCACCAGUCAGUCUUCAACACAUUCCUCUUCGCCAAUGCGUACCCUCCUUCCAGACUAUUCUCUUGAUUUUCAAAAAACGGUGUGGGCAGCACUACACAUAUUCUCAAAACCUGGGUCGGACUGCCAUUUCCUACCUCGUACGUCCUGGUGCGUUCGACGUCUCUGUUUGGCCCCAUCCGUGUAGACUCGACUGGCGCACGCGUUUUGACCAGGUACCAGCAAAUCCCCUUAUGGGAGCUACACAUCGUGGCAUCGCUCAAGUCAAGCAUUCUUGAUAGUCUCUGGUUGCUACCCUGUCUUGUUUCAGGAUUACCUCUAUCAUUGUCCUCGCACAACUCUCCCUGGAAUCAACCUGCUGGCGCUCGUAAGAUGGAUUUCAAUAAAGGUAACAUCAGCCACAACUUGCGGCUGCUGCGCAUUGAGGUUGAGUUUCAAAACCAGCCUAUCGCUCGAGACGCCACGCUCAGGCUUAUGAUCAUAUCACCCCCACGUGGCAGCCAUAUCAUGGAAAUACACAUUGAUGGCAAGAUCAUGACCUACCGGUUCCUGCCGUUCAAGGCACGAUGGGACCUCGAUCUACUAGUGAAUCGAUUCCCCAAAGAAGCUCGUGAAGUGUCUCGGAAGUUUUGGGGCAAUGUUAAAGACAAGGUGCUACAGCUGGUGUUGCCUUUGUCCUUGCCGUUGGGUGAGGACGAAGGACGACCAUCCUCCUUCCUCGUCCAGAUGUACCCAGUAAGAGCCAUUCAGAGUCCUUGGCCUCCACAUCCCUGA